This is a messenger RNA of Astrephomene gubernaculifera, 447 nucleotides long. NCBI's taxonomy places the organism in Eukaryota, Viridiplantae, Chlorophyta, Chlorophyceae, Chlamydomonadales, Astrephomenaceae. The record is from the annotation of a GenBank genome assembly.
CGAGAGGAACCUUGCAGCUGAGCAGCCGCCGCCUCCGCUGUCGUACUUUGGGACCUCCUCCACUCGUGACGUGGCGCUGACUGGCAGCUCCUGCGUGCAGCCGCAGCCGCCGCCACUGACGUCAUCCGCAGGCCCUGCGCCGCCGCCGCCGCCGCCGCUGCAGCAGCAGCAACCUGGCGCCGCCGGCGGCCGCUUGUCUGCUCGCUCUAGCGGCCGUCACUUGCUGCUUCCGAGCAACAACACCUACUUUCCUGCUGCCGCCGCCACCGCCGCUGCUGCCGCGGCAGGGAAUCGUAUGAGUGGCGGCGGUUGCGGUGUGAGUGUGGCGAGCGCCGACUCGUUCGACCGGCCUCCCUCGGAGCUGGAGGCGUACGGCAGCACCGGGGAGCGGCCCGCGGUGGAGGAGCUGGCGGCGCUGGUGGCCUCGCUCAAGGAUGAGAUGGCGGG